Wallemia ichthyophaga EXF-994 is the source of this 2388-nucleotide messenger RNA. RefSeq names its product Sulfate permease 2. The transcript is spliced from 3 exons. Gene Ontology annotation, molecular function: secondary active sulfate transmembrane transporter activity. Gene Ontology annotation, biological process: transmembrane transport. Gene Ontology annotation, cellular component: membrane. The record is from RefSeq and is a predicted model, not a curated record. NCBI's taxonomy places the organism in Eukaryota, Fungi, Basidiomycota, Wallemiomycetes, Wallemiales, Wallemiaceae. Bases 1 to 2388 code for a protein of 795 amino acids.
AUGAAUGCUAAAAUCGACAAAUUCCUUCAGAAGCUCGGCAUUGAGCGGCCUGAGGGUGAGCACGAUCGUGUGACUCGCGGGGAGUCCAUAGCCAGCAAUUUCGCUGACCCCUUCGUCGAGCCCGAUCCAACCGUCGGCGAGUGGUUCCAGGAAAAAUUACCAAAUCGCCACGAAUUCGGCCAGUACUGCUUGGAUCUCCUACCUUUCCUCCGCUGGGUGCACAGAUACAACCUCCAGUGGCUUAUCGGCGAUCUUAUUGCUGGUAUCACCGUCGGCGCUGUCGUCGUUCCACAGGGUAUGGCCUACGCUGAACUCGCAGGCCUUGAACCCCAAUUCGGUCUUUAUUCGUCUUUCGUUGGUGUCAUCGUCUACUGGUUCUUUGCCACAUCUAAAGAUAUCACUAUCGGUCCAGUCGCUGUCAUGUCUACCCUUGUUGGAGAGAUCCUCCAAGAACUCAGCCCCAAGUUCCCUGAUAUUCCUGACUACAAGAUCGCCGGGAGCUUAGCAGUCAUCACCGGAGCUAUAGUCUUUUUCAUGGGUCUAAUUAGAGUCGGAUGGAUAGUCGACUUUAUUCCCCUCCCUGCGAUCGCUGCAUUCAUGACUGGAUCGUCCAUUACCAUCAUUGCUGGCCAGGUUCCUUCUCUGCUCGGUAACAAGGAUGCAGGCUUUGACACGAAUGGGGCGACGUACAUGACGAUAAUCAAGACACUCAAGCAUCUCCCAGAAAGUAAUAUCAACGCUGCUAUGGGUGUCACCUCACUCUUUCUCCUUUACCUUCUCAGAGAGACAUGCACUUACUGCGCUAAGAGAUGGCCUAACAAGAAGAAAAUAUGGUUUUUCGCCAACACACUGCGCACCGUCUUUGUCAUCCUCCUCUACACACUCAUCAGCUGGCUUGUGAACAGACACCGCCGCGGUGUCGAUGGACAGUCUGAACCACUCUUCGACCUCAUUGGAACCGUACCCAGGGGUUUCAAAAACAUGAAUGUCCCCACUAUGAACGCAGAUGUGAUCAGGAAUUAUGUUGGCCACCUUCCUGGAGCUGUUAUUGUCCUGCUUAUCGAGCACAUUGCCAUAUCAAAGUCAUUUGGUAGGGUUAACAACUACACCAUCAACCCAUCGCAAGAGCUAAUUGCGAUUGGUGUGACAAACUUGAUCGGGCCGUUUUUUGGUGCAUAUCCAGCAACAGGAUCCUUUUCGCGCACAGCUAUCAAGUCUAAGGCGGGUGUGAGAACACCAUUCGCUGGUGUCAUCACUGGUGUUCUCAUCCUGCUCGCAAUCUACGCAUUGACUGCAGUCUUCUUCUACAUCAGUAAAGCGGUUUUGGCAGCGGUCAUUAUCCAUGCCGUCGGUGAUCUUAUCUUGCCUAUUGGCCAGCUUUAUGCUUUCUGGAAAGUGUCACCACUUGACGCACUGAUCUUUGUCGGUGGUGUGAUAAUCAUUAUCUUUACAUCCAUCGAAAUAGGUAUCUAUGUAACUGUCUGUGUGAGUGCAGCAGUGCUCCUCUUUAGGAUUGCAAAAGCCCAUGGAGAAUUUUUGGGCCGCAUCAAAGUGCAGACGAUAAAUGGUAAGGACCAGCGCAAUAUCUGGCUACCAGAAAACCAUCAGGACGGGUCUAACCCGCUACUGAGCGUGCAAUCACCAUAUCCCGGAGUAUUUGUUUACCGAUUUACCGAAUCUUUCAUUUACGCAAACGCCAAUCACUACACGGAUGAGGUAGUUGACUACAUCAAGCGUGCGACGCGCAAGACACAUGUGGAUGUAUUUGCCAAAGCGGGUGACCGACCAUGGAAUGACCCAGGACCACGCAAGUUCAACCCUGACACAAUUGCAGAAGAUACACGACCCACGCUCAAGGCAAUAAUAUUCGAUAUGUCGUCUGUGACACACGUGGAUGUGACGUCGACACAGGUGCUUGUCGAUGUAAAAAACCAACUAGAUAGAUGGGCAAGUCCUGACACCGUUCAAUGGCAUUUUGCAGGUAUUAGAGAUAGAUGGAUAAAGCGAGCACUCGCUGCAAUCAAGAUGCACGAGACGACGAGUGUAAAAGCUAAGCCUUUGUUCAGCGUUGCGGAAGUUGGACAGUUUUCGUCGGAAAAUGAUGCCACGGUAAAUAAUGAAGGUCAGGGUCCGAUUCCGACUCAAAAGGAGGAUAUAGAGACGGGAAUUAAUGUGGAGAGGCAGCAGCAACAAGAUGAGCAGGAACAGCAGGAGGCAGAGAACGCUGGACGGAAUAGCUAUAGCUAUCAUAGAUACCUGCCCGUGUUGGGUGUCGAUAGAGCUUUCCACCCAGAUGUAGACUCGGCCGUGAGAGCUGUGAUUGAUACGCUCGAGCAGGAUCGCAUCGAGCAGGAGGAACAUAAGAGCAGCUCUGACUUGGCAUCGUGA